AUGAUUGGAAUUGUGUUAAAACCUUUUAUAAUAGAGAAGUUGGAUAAGAAAAAAAAACUGGAGAUACAAAAUGAAGACGCGGGAUUGAAAGAAAAAGUCGAGAACAUCACACAAGAAAACGAGAAAUUGAAGAAACGUGUUGAAGAGAACGAAAAGGAAAAGGAACGAAUUACUCAACAAAUUCAGGGUCUUGAAGGAGAGAGAGAAACGUAUAAACAACUUGUGGAAAAGAAGGAAAUUGAUAUACAGAAUUUACUCACAGAAAAUGCAAAGAAGACAACACCAGGGGAACAAGGGAAGACGAUUGAUGUUGAUGAAUAUAACGUUGUUGUUGCUGAGAAAGAAAAGAUCAAGACUAAUAUGGAGAAAAUGAGAGAAGGAAUAUACAGAGAAUUGAAUAAACUUCAAACACAGAAUCAACAAAUUACCCAAGAACUAUUGGGUGGGUUGGAACAAAUAAAACAAAGUACGAAAGUGUUGAUUGAUGAGAAUAAAAGGGCGAGAUGGAUAUUGGACCUUUUAAAAACUGAUGAGAAGGAGAAAAAGACUAAUUGA
Entamoeba invadens IP1 is the source of this 555-nucleotide messenger RNA. RefSeq lists its product as hypothetical. Bases 1 to 555 code for a protein of 184 amino acids. The transcript has 2 exons. The record is from RefSeq and is a predicted model, not a curated record. NCBI's taxonomy places the organism in Eukaryota, Evosea, Mastigamoebida, Endamoebidae.